This is a messenger RNA of Colletotrichum scovillei, 3624 nucleotides long. Its product is annotated as fungal specific transcription factor domain-containing protein. Bases 953 to 3070 code for a protein of 705 amino acids. Gene Ontology annotation, biological process: DNA-templated transcription; regulation of DNA-templated transcription. The record is from RefSeq and is a predicted model, not a curated record. Gene Ontology annotation, cellular component: nucleus. Lineage: Eukaryota; Fungi; Ascomycota; Sordariomycetes; Glomerellales; Glomerellaceae. The transcript is spliced from 3 exons. Gene Ontology annotation, molecular function: zinc ion binding; DNA binding; DNA-binding transcription factor activity, RNA polymerase II-specific.
CUCCCCUCCCUCGUACUCCACUCCUUCCUUCCUCCUCUUCCAACCACCGAAACCUGAGGACCACCGCCCGGAUUUUUCGCCCACCACCGAGAAAUCGCGGCCGACCCGUGCCCUCCGAUUCUUCUCUUUUUUUUCGUUUUCCACUGUCCACCGCGUCCAGCACAACUUCCAACGCUCAACAUCACCGCAACUCUCACAUCUUUCAACACAAAAAUCAAACAUCACCAACCGCUUCCGACACCGUCCCGGCAUCAAUUCUGACCGUCGUCUCAUCGGCCGCUGUGGGCAUCUUCCCGCAAGCUCCCCCCGUCGCGUUCUGCCCCCCCUUCCUGGGGCCUUGACGCCGCCGCCCGCCCUCGCCCGCUACCUCCUGCCUGGGGGUCUCGCCUUUCUGGAGCCACCCUUCUCCAUAAUCUCGGCGCGACGGGUCGUCUUUUCUCUGCGUCACCCGGCCCCAAAACCCUCUUCUCUUCCGGAGCCCCCCUCAACAAAACACUCUUCCUCCCGCGACCCUGACACCCCCGAACUCUCCCUUCUUUUUCCUCCUUUCUUCAACUUCACCUCGUCGACUCUCCGGCUUUCUGACGCCGACCAUCGCCGUGUGACUUUUGCGGACGUCACAAGUCGCCUCACUGGGAUCACGACAUCAUCCCAUAAACCAAGCAAGAUUCUUCUACUUCUACCUACCUUGGGUGGAUCAAGAAGCUCAUCGCGUCGCGUCUUUUCAUCCACCUCCGGCUGAACACACGCGCAUCCGGGUUUCACCACACAAACCCUACCUACCGCCCUCAUCUUGUCGUCGGCGCACUCUCUGCUCUGCAGGAAAAAAAAAAAAAGAGAGAAAAGUUCCAUCAUCCAGCGACACGCCGCUACUGAUCAUCAGCACUGGUUCGCAUCUCAUCCACUUGACACCAACGUCCACCUCACACACAACCUCACACACAACCGCACCAUGUCGGCCAGCGUUGUGCGGUCUACCGCCCUCCGAGCCGGCGGCGCCUGCGUGCGCUGUCGCAAGGGCAAAACCAAGUGCGUCUACGAAAACGGCCGCGCUCCUUGCAAGAACUGUGCCAAGGGCAUGCACGAGUGCUAUUUGCCCUCCGAGUCCAUGGCCCAUCACCAUGGCCAGUCGCCUGCCCGUCAUACCGCCGCUCAUCGCCCUGCGCGUGAGAGCCUUCCUGCCUCGGUCCCGGCCGGCGAUGUGCGCGCCGCCAACCCGGCUUCUACCACGUCUCGUCACGUUCAGACUCCCGAGAAACUUACACCGGAGCUGAUCCAAGAAUGCGAACGCGUCAUUUCCAAGACGUACCCGGCCUGUGUUGCUUUCCACAAGCCUUCGUUCAUCCAGCAGCUCAAGAACGCCUCUCUGGACCCGGCCCUCAUUUACGCGCUGCUCACCUGCGCCGCUCGAAGCUCCCCCACCUUGAUUAGACGCUAUGGCGGGCAGUCCGGUGCGACUGGUGCUGCUGAGCACUUUGCAGCCAAGGCCAUGGGCAUCAUCAACCAGAACCUCGACACUCCCAGCCUCGCUGAGAUCCAGGCCAUCUGCCUGAUCAUCAUCCACGAGUGGGGUUCCCGCAAUGCUGUUCGUGCCUACAUCUACCUGGGCCAGGCCAGUCGCAUGGUCCAGAUGUACCGCAUUCUCCACAGCCACCAUGCGGCCGUCAGUGAUGCCGAUAGGUUCCUUCAGGACGAGUCGUUCCGCCGUGUGUUGUGGCUGUUGUACAUCCUCGACUGCCUGCUUACCAGCACGCCCGGCCGCCAGCCGGCUUUGUCUGCCAACGACACGGCUGACGUCUCUCUGCCCUGCUCCGACAUGAACUUUGCCUUUGGCAAUGCUGUCUACGUUCAGACCAUCAACCUCAGCGACCCCUCUCGGAUGCCUUCUGGCUCCCGUACCGACGAGGUUGGUGAGUUUGGCCAAAUUGUCAUGGCCACUCGCAUCUGGCGCGACGUUGUCCAGAUGUUGAUGACCACGACCACUGAGACCUUCAACGAUAAUGUCUGCACUGGUCUCAUGGGCGAAAUCGAGCGCCUUCGUGCUUCUCUGUCGAUGCAGUACGUCGACAAGCCGGGCCAGAUUAACCUUCACAUCACCAUGGGCUCUGGCUUCACGUAUGCCAUGCUGCACUGCAUGCUCCACUGCGCAUCCAUCUUCAUCAACCGCCGCCGCCUGCUGCAGUAUGUGACUGCGCCUGGCUUCAACCUGGAGAGCUGGCGCCUGACCCCCCAGUGCCACGAUAUUAUCGAUAGGCUCUUUACGUCGUGCCACAGCACCAUCGCCAUGCUCACUGCUCUCGAGACUGGCUUUGACAAGGAGGGCAUCAUCUGCUUCCCCAUCUUCAUGCUGUUCUCGUCCUUCACUGCCAGUGCCACCGUGGCGUACCUGUCUCUCAAAGGCCUCACUCCCCCUAAUGCGGUCGAGACUGCCGGGCAUAUCGUGCGCGACGGUCUCCACUUCAUGCAGGAUGGCGUUGACACCUGGCCUCUGAUCAGCUCUUGGCUGCGUCACCUCGCCGUUAUGCAUAGAGUCCUCGGCAACGAUGCUGUCGCUGGUAGCCCCAGUGUUGCAGGCACCUCCGUCCCCCCCACCAGCGCCCCGCCCGCGGACCAGGCCUCUGUUAAGGACGAAGCCGCCUCGAACCCAGACACCAACCCCGACGCGAUGGACUACGACCAGACCUCCAACUCCAACGCUGGCACUGGAGCUCCCGUUCCCCCGGCUCCUGCCAACAACCACACUGCCUCUGUGAGCGAGAGUGGCCGAGAGAGCGGCCGCGAGAGCGAGCCUCCCGCUCCUCUGCCGCGUCGCCCCGGUGUCACUACUAUUAACGGUGGCUCCGGCGGUGUUGGUACCCCGGCUUCCGUCAGCCCUCCUCCUCCCCAGCCGGCCGAGAUCAAGCAGUCCACCGAGAUGCUUCCUCAACCUCCCAUUGGCAACGGCGUGGCGUCUGCCGAGCCUGCUGCUCCUGUGCCUCAGGACAUGACGGCUAGCGAACUCUGCUCCGCAUUCGAGCGACAGCUGCUUGAGCUUGACGAUCUCGCUGCCUUCAUGGGUGGCGGAGUUUGACUCACCUCUUGAUCAAACUUGACCUUUAUGGAGAGACUUCCAAUUCUUUGAACGAAACACUGCGACGCCUCGGCACAGUCUCAGACCGACAUAUUGUACAGUACGACAAAAAUACCCUGCGGAUGCUUCUUUUUUUUGAUCUUGCGUCGGCCAGUCUCUCGAACCUGUUCCAGAAUGGGAUAAUUGUGCUUUGGCACCUAGGCGGAGUGGGUGUUGCAGAGGCCGUCGUAAGCACGCGACGACUUGGGCACUACGGUUUUCAGGGGGACCACUUUCACGAGCACCCUUUCACAGGGAGCAACUGAUGUGCUUCUCCUGUGGGAAGGAAAGUAAUGAGUUCUCGUUUCGGCGUUGGAGGUGGUUCGUCAACGGUAGGCUGCGGCCAGCUCUACGGAGUCGUUGAUCUUUAUGUCUUUGUCCCGCGAUAAGGCAACAUUCGAGGAUUUUUUGAUUGCCUCAUUUGAGGCCAUGCUGCGUUAGUAAAAAGCAGCCAUUAAGGCGUUAGGUCCCAAGUUGCAUGGUAACUUUUAAUCGAAUACCCAUGGCACACUUCA